Metarhizium robertsii ARSEF 23 is the source of this 1803-nucleotide messenger RNA. RefSeq names its product cyclohexanone monooxygenase. The transcript has 6 exons. NCBI's taxonomy places the organism in Eukaryota, Fungi, Ascomycota, Sordariomycetes, Hypocreales, Clavicipitaceae. The record is from RefSeq and is a predicted model, not a curated record. Bases 1 to 1803 code for a protein of 600 amino acids.
AUGAGCAGCAUUCUUGAUCAAACUCCUGUGGCGGAGGAGCGCGGUGCUACCGGUGGCAUGGCCAAAGGCCCCCCGGACCGUUACCAGAUUGUCGAAAAGGCACUGGGAGAGGCGCGUGAUUUGCGAAUUAUCACUGUGGGUGCAGGUGCUUCAGGUUUGAAUCUCGCCUACCAGAUCGACAAGCACAUGCAGCAAGUCACACACGUCGUUUACGAAAAGAACCCUGAAGUGGGAGGUACCUGGUACGAGAACAAGUAUCCUGGAUGUGCUUGUGAUAUCCCGUCUCACAAUUAUCAAUUUUCGUGGGAGCCUAAUCCAGAAUGGACUAAUUUUUACUCUUCUGCACCCGAGAUCUUGGAGUAUUUCAAAAAGCUAGCAACAAAGUACGAGCUAUACCGAUUCAUUAAGCUCGGCCACAAGGUCAUCCACGCCGCGUGGGAUGGAGAGCAAGCGAUUUGGAACGUGAAGAUUGAGAAUGUAAGCGACGGGUCUGUCAUUGACGACUGGUGUCAUUUCCUCAUCAGUGGCUCCGGAAUUCUUAACAAUUGGAAGUGGCCAGACAUCCCUGGACUCGACUCCUUUAGAGGCCAACUUCUUCACAGCGCGGCAUGGGACCCAUCGGCAGACUGGCGAGGAAAGUCUGUGGCCGUACUUGGCUGUGGAUCGUCUGGGAUUCAGAUUAUUCCCACGAUACAACCCGGUAUUGCGAAUUAUUUCUGGCGCUACAGCAUGGGGUCGAUCGCUGACCGAUCAUUAGAUGUAAAGAAGCUGAUCACCUUUAUCCGAACACCAACCUGGAUCACCGCCGGCUUUGCCCAGAGCAAAGCAGGCCCAGGUGGAGCAAACUUUGCCUUCUCGGAGGAACAAAAGCAGACCUUUAGAGCGGACCCGAAAGCCUAUAUGGACUACCGUAAAGACAUCGAAUCGGAGCUAAACUCUCGAUUUAAAUUUCCACCUCAGAUUAUCAAGGAUAGUCCAGAACAGGAGGAAGCAGUUAGAUUCACCGUCAAUGGGAUGAAGGAGAAACUGGGAAAAGACUCCCCGCUACUAAAGCAUAUGCUACCAACCUUUGCCGUCGGCUGCCGACGUCCCACGCCAGGGAAUGGAUACCUGGAGGCGCUCACUAAAGAAAAUGUUCGGGUGGUGACAGACACCAUCUCGGAAAUUGUCCCAGAGGGCAUCAAGACCUCCACCGGAGACAUCUUGAAAGUUGACAUGUUGAUAUGUGCCACGGGGUUCGACAUAUCAUUUUGCCCCAGAUAUCCAGUGAUUGGACAAGACGGUAUUUUACUUGGGGACCAGUGGAAAGACAAACCAGAGGCUUAUUUGUCUCUCGCUGUUCCAAACUUCCCGAACCACUUUAUGUUCCUUGGACCAAACGCCCCGAUAGGACACGGAUCCGUACUACCCAUUGUAGAGCACGCUGCCAAGUACAUCAUUCAGAUGCUUUAUAAAUGCCAGACAGAAGGCAUCAAAUCCGUUGCACCUAAACAGGAGGCUGUAGCGGAUUUCGCUGAGCAUAUCGACGUCUUCAUGAAGCGCACUGCCUGGAGUACGCACUGUCGAUCGUGGUUCAAGAAUGGAAAAGUUGAUGGGCCAGUCGUUGCCUUGCACCCGGGUAGCAGAAUACACUGGUUCCAUAUGCUUGAGAAGCCGCGCUUCGAGGACUUUGACUGGCAGACCUUUGGUAAAAAUCGCUUUGCCUAUCUCGGUAACGGUUUCUCGACUAAAGAGAAUCCUGGGCGCGAUACUACAUAUUAUUUUGAUAGUCCUUACGAAGGCUACAGGAGCAUUACGUAUUAA